Molecule: messenger RNA, 606 nt
Organism: Ilex paraguariensis (yerba mate)
Lineage: Eukaryota; Viridiplantae; Streptophyta; Magnoliopsida; Aquifoliales; Aquifoliaceae
Source: the annotation of a GenBank genome assembly
AUGGGUGUUGAGCGAUUGGUGGACAGAGGUGAUCUGUGGGUAGAAAGUGCUCGGUCUUUGAAGCUUCGUCUCAGAAACCGUUUCAGAGUCACCGUGGACCAGCACCGUUGCCGCCCGAUGUUCUUCGAUGGCUAUUUCUCGUCUAUUAUGCGACGGUGGCUUCAACGCUUUCGCGAUUUUCGGAGUGACUCCUUGACUUCUUCCGCUUUCUACCGUAAGAGAGUUAGUAAGGACAUUGCUGCAGAAGAAGAUUCAGUCCUCACGCGCAUACUUCAAGCUGUGGCUGUCCCAGUCAUUGGAAAUGUUUGCCAUGUUUUUAUGCAUGGCCUUAAUCGUGUCCAAAUAUAUGGUGCAGAAAAACUUCAUCAGGCAUUGCUCCAUAGACCGAAAAACAAGCCUCUUAUUACGGUGAGCAAUCAUGUUGCCUCAAUGGAUGAUCCACUUGUAAUUGCUUCCCUGCUUCCUCCAAGUAUUUUAUUUGAUGCUCAUAGCUUGAGAUGGACACUUUGCGCAACUGAUCGGUGUUUUCGUAAUCCAGUCACAUCUGCAUUCUUUAAGUAUGUCAAAGUUUUACCUGUUUCUCGUGGAGAUGGGAUAUAUCAAAAG